Mercenaria mercenaria is the source of this 18061-nucleotide messenger RNA. RefSeq names its product protein CLEC16A-like. Lineage: Eukaryota; Metazoa; Mollusca; Bivalvia; Venerida; Veneridae. Gene Ontology annotation, cellular component: endolysosome membrane; late endosome. Gene Ontology annotation, biological process: endosome to lysosome transport; regulation of autophagosome maturation; endosomal transport. The coding region runs from base 74 to 3769 and encodes 1231 amino acids. The transcript has 22 exons. The record is from RefSeq and is a predicted model, not a curated record.
UGGAUAGAUUUCCAACACGAAAACAUAACAAAUAAACUUAUAUAUUGGCAGUUGACUGUACAUAUAUACUAAAAUGUUCAACAGGGGAAAAGGAUGGCUGCCAGGCUUACUAGCUAAGCCAAAAAACCCACAUUCUCUGGAGCAUUUAAAGUACUUGUACAAUGUUUUAUGUAAGAAUCAGACAGUGACUGAACAGAAUCGUGUUCUGCUUGUGGAGACGUUGAGAUCUAUAUCAGAAAUCUUAAUUUGGGGAGACCAAAAUGACAGCAGUGUUUUUGAUUUUUUCCUGGAAAAGAAUAUGCUGACAUUCUUCUUGCGUUACAUGCGACAGAAGUAUGGCCGAUUUAUCUGUGUACAGUUACUACAGACGCUGAAUAUUCUGUUUGAGAACAUCAGCAAUGAGACAUCACUGUAUUACUUGCUGUCCAACAACCACAUCAACUCAAUCAUUGUGCACAAGUUUGACUUCUCCGAUGAAGAGGUGAUGGCAUAUUACAUAUCCUUCUUGAAAACCUUGUCACUGAAGCUGAACAAACACACCAUUCAUUUCUUCUACAACGAACAUACAAAUGAUUUUGCCUUAUAUACAGAGGCAAUAAAGUUCUUCAACCACUCCGAGGGCAUGGUCAGAAUUGCUGUUAGAACUAUCACACUUAACGUUUAUCAAGUUCAAGAUGGAGCAAUGUUGAGAUACAUCAGAGAUAGAACAGCGGCGCCAUAUUUUUCCAACCUUGUAUGGUUUAUCGGCAACCAUAUUCUUGAUCUAGAUAUCUGUGUUCGAAAUGACACUGAUCAUCAGAGCAGAGGGCGGUUGGGAACACUAGUAGCAGAACAUUUGGACCAUCUACAUUAUAUCAAUGAUAUUUUGUUAAUCAACAUCGAUACGUUAAAUGACGUGUUAUCGGAUCAACUCCUAAAUCGUCUCCUUAUUCCACUGUAUGUUUACUCCCUUACCAAGAGGAAACGCCAUGAUCUCAGAAAGAGUAACAGGAAAUAUGUCAGCUCAGUUGUCUCCCUUUUCUUACUGUCCCAGGUGUUUUUGAUCAUACGUCAUGGUCCGCUGGUACGUCAGCUGGCAGAGAUUAUAUUUCAAGGUGAAGUUGAACAGACAAGGCAUGAUGACCAGUCCUCAGAUUCACCCAGAAUGCUUGUUCGUGAGUUUGCUGCCCCAGACGAGACUCUUGAAGAAACCUUGGGAAGUAGCCGAGGAUUGAGGCCGCGUAAUGAGUCUGUGCGAGUACGAGAAGGUAACUCAACGUUCUACCGGAGAAGUGAUGUACCUGGUGAAAAUGUCACUGAAGCUGGUGCUACAGGGGACCAGGAUGAAGUUUUUGAUGAGACUGUGCCCUCACAGAACUCUACAGACGAGGAGAAGAUUUUAUCUACACGUAGCCAGUCAUUGAGGAUGGGAGGCGGGACCUCUCCUACACUUGGUUCAUUCUCAUUAGAUAAUAGGCCGUACCUAGAAGCUAUAUUCCAUGCACUAGAAUGUACAGAGAAUGAUUAUGAGGCUCUGUUUGCGCUGUGCCUGCUGUAUGCAAUGGGACAUAAUGAAGGAAUUCACCAAGGCUUGAUGGAUUCUGUAUUCAUGCCGACAGACAGAUCAGAGGCCAAAGAUAACUACAACAUUCUACUAGUAGAGAGACUGAUACGUAUAAUCACCCUCGCAUCGCAACCCGGCAGUAAAGUUAGGCUGUCAACAUUAGAACUUAGUAUACGACUAUUAAAACAGCUAGUGUAUACACCAGGAAAGUCGUACCUGCAGGAUCGACAUCUAGCAUGCAUUGAAAAUGCAAGAGAAUGUAGUAACCAAUUGUUGAGAAAUUUUUACAAGAGUGAAGAGAUUUUCCUGGAUAUGUUUGAAGAUGAGUACAACGAAAUGAAGUCGCGUCCCCUUAAUGUAGAGUACCUAACAAUGGAUGCCUCUAUUUUGCUACCACCCACUGGUACUCCACUGACUGGUAUAGACUUCAACAAGAGGCUACCAUGUGGGGAAGUUGAGAGAGCAAGAAGGGCAAUACGUGUAUUUUUCCUGGUACGGGAUCUCUCGCUGUCACUCUUACAAGAGGAAGAGAAACAAUUACCACUUACCAAAGACAAGGACUGCGUUAGAAUCGACAACAUACUUGAUCUUAAUAACAGUGACCUGAUUGCCUGUACAGUGGUAACCAAAGACAAGAAGCAGAAACGAUUUCUGGUAAUAGAUGCACUGCAGAUGAUCUUAGUUGAGCCGGAUAUCAGACGGCUAGGCUGGGGAAUCGUUACUUUUGUAGGAUUCUUGCAGAAUAUUGAAGUUACGGGUGAUAAAGAAGAUAGCAGAUCACUACACAUUACUGUGCAUAAACCCGCUUCGUCCCACCAUGCGCGUCCUGUCCCCUUACUUGCCGCAAGGUUUAUAUUUGAUGAUCACAUACGCUGCAUGGCAGCGAAGCAGAGACUGACAAAAGGUCGAAUGAAGGCAAGACACCAGAAAAUGCAGAUGAUUGAGAAAUUGUUGGACAUUCCGUCGGAGGCAGCUAGCCAUGGAACAUUCAGUAGAUCAGGUCCUAUACCAGGUCGGGUUCAUGCUGUCAGGGUAUCAGGCAGUACCACAGAAAGGAGGACACAGUCCUCAACUUCAGUGCAAUCAGAGAGUAGGUCACAUGAUCAUACUUCCAUCCAAUCAGGAGCCAGUCCUGGUCAGUUUUCCUCUGCUUCAAGUGAUCAGCAAGAUCGUCGUAUUGAACGGACCCAGUCCAUCUACGUUGAGCAGGGUACGGAAUCAAGUUCGACCAUUCCACGUUCAAAUGCAGAAGUGAAUAAGGAUACUACUGCCGAGGAGGUAGAAGUGGCGGAAGAAGCGACUUCUGAAAUGGCUUUCCAAUCCUUGCACCAGCCACCAAGCGAAAUUGCCAACAGACAUGAUUCCAGCUCACAUGAAGGUAGUCCUGCACCUCAGGAGAUACCACUGGAAGAUAUGUCCAGGAAAAUGAAAUCAAAGCGUAAAGAACAGCUUACUCGAGCAAAACUUACGAAGUCGAGAUUAGCAGCAGAGCUAAAAAUACAACAAGAUCAGUCAAGAAGUAGUUCUCAGAGUCCAAAAAGAAAACCCAGCUCAGAGAAUCUGUCAAAGGUCAAACUUAGAGGAAGGUCAACAUCUCUUACUGAUACACAUGAUAGCAGUGGUAGAAGCAGAAGUGGCACUCCAGAAAGACGUGUACAUAGUGAAAGUAGUCCCUUACCGUAUAGUUCCCGUUCUAACCAUUCCUAUAGAUUAAAGAAAAAAUCCAAAGAAAGCCAAACCCAAACUAGUUUAAAUGCAGACUUAGAUUCAUUGCAUGUGGAUUCUAAUGAAAGUUCUAGUGGUAUCAAAGCAGAUCCACCAAAGACAUUAAUACCAGCACCUUCACCACCUGUGUCACUGGUGCCGAAGACAGAUUUCGAAACUCAGAUUAAAGAUUCACCAAAACUUAUGCCACCAGUGGAUAAAGAUCGAGGUAGAAGUUUUAGUGAUGUUUCGCAAACAAGUAGUGAAAACGAUAUGUCAUCGUUAGGCAGUAGUGGUAGGAGUUCAGACAGUUUGAAUCCCCCAAAUCUGGGGCUGGAUACCCCAAUGGGGGCUGGGGCAGAAAUGACCAAUGCCACUGUUACAGUGGAAACUCUGAAGCCACCUUCAGUUACCGGAGGUAAGACAGCAUCAGAUAGACUUACACAAUUGGCUCAAAUGGUGCAACAGUAUAACUUUGAAGGGGAAGAAGAGGUGACAACUGAUAUAGAUAAACAAACUUAAUUCAUAAUCAGUUUUAAAAUUUUCAAGUUGUCAUGAUAAAAACUUACCUUCUGGUGACAAGUUACGAAUAUACUGUGAUCUGGGUCAGGUUUCAAAAAGUUUCUAAGUUUGAUGGAAAAUAUUGUUUUGCAACUCAAAAUUUUUAACAAACACAAUCUUAAAAGUAGACAAUGGGGCAGUUUUAUAUUUAAAAUGUUAAUCCUGUAACUUGGACACAUGCAAACAAAGUCUGAAGCUGGUAUAUUAUAGGAGUCAGAUAACAGUUAGUUUGUCUGUUGCUAAAAAUUGUGGUACAUACAACUUCCACACUUCCAAGGGAAUUCCAGCACACAUCACAAUGUACUGUAGAUGUUUAGAAGUUUUUCCAGGGGUCAGUCUAAAGGCUGCCUAGUAAAGGGCUCUUUUUUUGCUUUCACAAAAGCAAUAUUGCAGGGGAGUUAAUCACUUCCAAUGAUAGCUCUAGUUUAAAAGUCAAAAUUAACCCACUAAGUAUUAUUUUAGUGAAAUACAUUUUGUCCGUCAAACAAUGUCAAGCCUUUUUGUUCUCAUUUGACAUACUUUGUAUCAUAUGUUUAAGUAUAAUGGAUUUUGUAAUACAAUAGUUAUGUGUGUCAUAAUAUUUUAUGAAUGGAUAAGGAAAUUUUCAUUUUCCAAGAAAAGAAAAACCUUGUUCUUGAUCAAACUGCAUUUAAAAACAGCGUAAUACAAAACCCAUAAAUUUCAUCAUCAGCUUGUUGUGGGGAAAAAACGCUAUAUUCAGUGCAUUACUAUUUCUUUUUCUAGAAUAUGACAUCAAAUGUAAUGAAACACUUCUAAAACCUAAAUGAUGUUCUUUUACUUGUAUUUUUAAGCCACUUGCUUGAUAUUGUAGCUAAUUUUUUGCAGAGGUUUGAUCAUUAUGUCUCCCCCAGGAGACAUAUUGUUUUUGCCCUGUCCAUCCGUCCGUCUGUCCGUCCGUCCGUCCGUACGUCACACUUCAUUUCCGAGCAAUAACUGGAGAACCAUUUGACCUAGAACCUUCAAACUUUAUAGGGGUGUAGGGCUGCUGGAGUAGACGACCCCUAUUGUUUUUGGGGUCACUCCGUCAAAGGUCAAGGUCACAGGGGCCUGAACAUUGAAAACCAUUUCCGAUCAAUAACUAGAGAACCAUUUGACCCAGAAUGUUGAAACUUCAUAGGAUGAUUGGUCAUGAAGAGUAGAUGACCCCUAUUGAUUUUGGGGUCACUCCGUCAAAGGUCAAGGUCACAGGGGCCAGAACAUUGAAAACCAUUUCCGAUCAAUAACUAGAGAACCACUUGACCCAGAAUGUUGAAACUUCAUAGGAUGAUUGGUCAUGAAGAGUAGAUGACCCCUAUUGAUUUUGGGGUCACUCCAUUAAAGGUCAAGGUCACAGGGGCCUGAACAUUGAAAACCAUUUCCGAUCAAUAACUGGAGAACCACUUGACCCAGAAUGUUGAAACUUCAUAGGAUGAUUGGUCAUGAAGAGUAGAUGACCCCUAUUGAUUUUGGGGUCACUCCGUCAAAGGUCAAGGUCACAGGGGCCUGAACAUUGAAAACCAUUUCCGAUCAAUAACUGGAGAAGCACUUGACCCAGAAUGUUGAAACUUCAUAGGAUGAUUGGUCAUGAAGAGUAGAUGACCCCUAUUGAUUUUGGGGUCACUCCGUCAAAGGUCAAGGUCACAGGGGCCUGAACAUUGAAAACCAUUUCCGAUCAAUAACUGGAGAACCACUUGACCCAGAAUGUUGAAACUUCAUAGGAUGAUUGAUCAUGAAGAGUAGAUGACCCCUAUUGAUUUUGGGGUCACUCCAUUAAAGGUCAAGGUCACAGGGGCCUGAACAUUGAAAACCAUUUCCGGUCAGUAACUUGAGAACCACUUGACCCAGAAUGAUGGAACUUCAUAGGAUGAUUGGUCAGGCAGAGUAGAUGACCCCUAACGAUUUUGGGGUCACUCUGUUAAAGGUCAAGGCCACAGGGGCCUGAACAUGGAAAACCAUUUCCAAUCAAUAACUUGAGAACCUCUCGACCCAGAAUUUUGAAACUUCAUAGGAUGAUUGUUCAUACAGAGUAAAUGACCCCUAUUGUUUUUGGGGUCACGCCGUUAAAGGUCAAGGUCACAGGGGCCUGAACAUUGAUAACCAGUUCCGAUCAAUAACUUGAGAACCACUUGACCCAGAAUGUUGAAACUUCAUAGGAUGAUUGAACAUGCAGAGUAGAUGACUCCUAUUGAUUUUGGAGUCAGUCAAUUAAAGGUCAAGGUCACAGUGGCCUGUUCAUGUAAAAUCAUUUUUUGGAAAUAAUUUGAGAACCACUUGACCUACAAUGUUGAAACUUAAUAGGAUGAUUGGACAUGCAGAGUAGAUGACCCCUAUUUAUUUUGAGGUCACUUGAUCAAAGGUCAAGGUCACAGGAGCCUGAACAGUGACUUGAGAACCACUAGGCCAAGAGUGUUGAAAUUUAGCGGGAUGACUGGACAUGCCAAGUAGAUGAUCCCUAUUGCAGCCAACCAUCAGUGUCUCUUUGACUUUCCCUCCUGACCCCUAUUGACUUCUUGCCUAUAGGACUUUGCAUUUGGGGAGACAUGCGCUUUUUUACAAAAGCAUUUUCUAGUUUAUAAGUUACAUUACAUGUAUACAAGUACUGGUAAACAUUUAUUAGAUGUAUGGUUAACUAACCUUUACCCUGCUAAAUUUCUAAAUUGGAUUGGUCCAUCUUCAAUUUGGGCUGUACCACUUAUUAUUCAAAGGGGAGUUUAUAUAAAUUUACUGACUAAAUAGCGAACAGUGCGGUCGCAAAGGCAACUUGCCGCCAGCAGGCUAAAGGUUAAUGACAAGAUACAGGAUAUAAGCUAGCAAAGAAAUACCUAUUGGACGAAAGGGAAGCUAAAGUUCUGUACAGAAUAUAUCGUGUAUAUGGUCAGCAACAAAUUGUGUUAUGAUUCAUCUUGCCAAUUACCCGUUAUUUUACUUUUUCAUUGAUGGUCCAUACCAGCAAUGUGUCAGCCAUUUUUAGCUCAUCUGAUUUUUUGAAAAAAAAUGAUGAGUUAUUGUCAUCACUUGAGCGGUUGUCAGCGUCGGUGUUGCCUGGUUAAGUUUUAUGUUUAGGUCAGCUUUUCUCCUAAACUAUCAAAGCUAUUGCUUUGAAACUUGGAAUACUUGUUCACCAUCAUAAGCUGUCCCUGUAUAGCAAGAAACAUAACUCCAUCUUGCUUUUUGCAAGAUUUAUGGCCCCUUUUGUACUUAGAAAAUAUCAGAUUUCUUGGUUAAGUUUUAUGUUUAGGUCAACUUUUCUCCUAAACUAUCAAAGCUAUUGCUUUGAAACUUGGAAUACUUGUUCACCAUCAUAAGCAUACCCUGUACAUCAAGAAACAUAACUCCAUCUUGCUUUUUGCAAGAAUUAUUGCCCCUUUUGGACUUAGAAAAUCAGUUUUCUUGGUUAAAUUUUAUGUUUAGGUCAGCUUUUAUCCUAAACUAUCAAAGCUAUUGCUUUAAAACUUGCAACACUUGUUCACCAUCAUAAGCUGACCCUGUACAGCAAGAAACAUAACUCCAUCCUGCUUUUUGCAAGAUUUAUGGCCCCUUUUGGACUUAGAAAAUAUCAGAUUUCUUGGUUAAGUUUUAUGUUUAGGUCAACUUUUUCUCUUAAACCAUCAAAGCUAUUGCUUUAAAACUUGCAAAUCUUGUUUACCAUCAUAAGCUGACCCUGUACAGCAAGCAACAUAACUCCAUCCUGCUUUUUGCAAUAAUUAUUGCCCCUUUUGGACUUAGAAAAAACCUUUUAUUGGUUGAAUAUUAUGUUUAAGUCAACUUUUCUCAUAAACUAUCAAAGCUAUCGCUUUAAAACUUGCAACAGUUUUUCACCAUCAUAAGUGGACACUGUACAUCAAGAAACAUAACUCUAUCCUGCUUUUUGCAAGAAUGAUGGCCCUUUUUAGACUGUAGGACAAUAUUUCUAUUAUACAAAAAAAAAAGAAAGGCGGUGCUCUUGUUAUAUGUCCGUCUAUGAAAGAGCGAGGCGUAUUAUGUGAACACCUGUGGUAGGCGGGCGGGUGGUGUCCAAAAGCAUGUAUGCUCUUUAAGUCAAAUAGUUUUCAUCAGAUCUUCACCAAACUUGGUGACAAUGUUUGUGGGCAUUAUAUCUCGGCCAUGUUCGAUAACCAGCAAAAACACACCUGGCACUCUUGGGUUGUGGCUCUUGAAUUACUCGAAAUCUGCAAAUUUGGCCUUGUCCACUCUCCAAGUCACACGGUUUUUAUUUGAUCUUCACCAAACUUGGUGACAAUGUUUUUGGGCAUAAUAUCUCGUCCAGGUUCUAUUACCAGCAAAAUCGCCUCGGGCACUCUUGGAUUAUGGCCUUUGAAUUACUCGAAAAACUGCAAAUUUAGCCUUGUCCGAUCUCUUAAGUCGAACAAUUUUCAUUUGAUCUUCCACAAACUUGCAGAUAAUGUUUGUGGGCAUAAUAUCUCAGCCAAGUUCAAUAAUCAGCCAAAUCACCCCAGGCACUGUUGGAUUAUGGCCCUUUAAUUUCUCGAAAUCUGGGAAUAUAUAUUAGCCUUGUCUGCUCUCUAAGUUGAACAGUUUUUAUCUGAUCUUCACCAAACUUGCUUACAAUGUUUGUGGGCAUAAUAUCUUGGCCAAGUUUGAUAACCAGAGAAAUCGUCUCAGGCAAUCUUUGAUUAUGGCCCAUGAAUAAGGCCAAGUUUCGAUGAUGGGCGUAUUUUGUGACAGUCUGCCAGUCUUGUUUAAAAAUGAAAAUUCAUAUCAAACGUUUAUUAACCCAAUAUCCAAUAUAUUUGAUCUGCACAUAAAGUUUCAUGACCAACAGAAAUGCAAGACGCUAAAAUGUCGGCAGCAGAAGAAAUCGAAAUGUCAGUCUCUCGAUUACUGUCAUAUUAUCAGAUCAUCUCGUAUCGGCUGAUCAUUAUUUUUCCUCUGUCCAUGAUCUUCUGUCUGUAGACAAGCCUCUGUAAGCAUUUAAACCUCUUUAAAUACCUGAAUUUUUCAUUGUAAGUGCGGAAAUCGGAAAAUUGAACUAUUUAGGCAAAAUGUCACAAAUUUCAAACAAAAGCAGAUGUUUCUGCACGAGGGGUUUUUGUUGCACACGGGUUUUAAAUAUUUUGUUGAGCAUUCAUCAUGGUCCUGCUGUAACUGCACUUAAUGAUUUAGUACUUGCCAAUAAUCUAGUGUUAGGCUAUUUUUAGGGCAACAUACGUGGAAAGUUAAAAAUAAAUAGGUUUGAAGCACUCUAGAGGUCUGCACUGAUUGCGAAGGGAAAAUCACUUGCCACCAGCAGGCUAAAGGUUAAAAUAAUAUUGAAAAUAGUGUAAGACAGACAGACAGACAGACAAAACUGUAUCUGUAAAUAACAGAAUGAAGUUGUUCCACCUUAGGCAAACCAAACUGACUGUAAUACUUGUGUCAUCAAGAUCAGCAUUCUAGUGCAGUGUCCUGUUUUUUUGGUAAGCAUAUUAAGGAUUCAUUUUGAAACUAUUAUUUCAUUGUCAUAUUUUGAUACAUGUGAUUAUAAAUGCAAUUAACCCAUGACCUAUUUUGAAUAUCUAUAAUGUAUGCAAACAACCUUCGGCAUUUAAGUUACAGGUUUCUGAACUUUUGCAUCUAUUUUCUAAGAAAGGCUAUGCAUUUAUUGCACAUAUAUGUCAAUUUUCAUGGAAAUGACAGAUAAUCUUGUCAAUUUUCACGGAACUAGUGAUUUUUAUAUACAGUGAAAUUGCUCGUUUUAUGUAAUUUCCGUUAAGAAAUUGAUGUGUCAAGCUCAUUUGAUCUACACAGCUUGUUGUUGUAAUGUAACAUACCGCAAUGAUAGCUCAAAACCACAAAAUUAAUCUGACUAAUAAAAUAGUCAUAAAAACUUCAUAUAAAGGUUUUGCAUAUAUCUGAAUUUCUAAAUCAAACAUAUGAAGGAAGUAGCUGCUUGCAUACCAGAUUUAUAGUAUAAUUUGUCUUUAUAAUUGAACCGUGCCAUGGGAAAACCAACAUAGUGGCUUUGCGACCAGCAUGGAUCCAGACCAGCCUGCGCAUCUGCGCAGUCUGGUCAGGAUCCAUGCUGUUCGCUUUCAAACCCUAUUGCAAUUGAAGAAACCAUUAGCGAACAAUAUGGAUCCAGACCAGACUUCUGGGAUGUGCAGGCUGGUCUGGAUCCAUGCUGGUCGCAAAGCCACUAUGUUGGUUUUCUCAUGGCACGGCUCAAUUAUACUUUUUGAUAAAUGGAUGGUGUUUAUUUUUCUAAGUGAAGAACUUGUUUUAUAACAAAAGCCUUGAGAUCUUCAUUUUCAUGUAAUUAAUCAACUUCUUACGAGGAUGUUUUAUUUUAUUAAAAAGACAAAUGAGGAAAAAGAUACUUCAUUUGGAAUACUUUUGACCUUCCAAGAAAUCAAAAUAUGAGCUUUUAUGUAAAAUCUUUUUUUUGUUGAAAAUCACUGUAUAUAUAAAUUGUAUUAUCACUUGUAUUGUCAAAAAAGUUUGUAAGGAAAACUGAAGAUAUUAACUGCUCUUAAUUGAUUUUAAUCAAAUUUCAGCGUCAGAAAUUAAAACUUGGACCUAAAAAUUUCAAAUAUUCUGUGUACAGAGUACUGGGUUUCUGGAAACUUAUAGAAAGCAGAUAGUAUUUCAUUCAGAUUAAAAUAUAUACACCAUUGUGUUGUGUGAAAUUUUACAUCAUUAGCUCACAUUCCUAGCAAAUAAGUGAAUUUGUUAUGCCUCCGAAGGGAGGCAUAUUAGUUUUCAACUGUCCAUCCAUUCGUUCGUUUGUUCGUUAGUUCGUCACAAUGUUAACUUUUUGCAUGAAUGCACUUUACUUGCAAACCACUGCACCCAGGACCUUCAGACUUCACGUGCUGAUAGUACUUAUUGAGUACACGACCCGUACUGACUUUGGGGUCAAAGGUCAAAAGUCAAGGUCACAGGGGCCAAUGUUAACUUUUUGCAUGAAGGCACUUUACUCGCGAACCAUUGCACCCAGGACCUUCAAACUUCACAUGCUGAUAGUACUUAUUGAGUACACGACCCCUACUGACUUUGGGGUCAAAGGUCAAGGUCACAGGGGCCAAUGUUAACUUUUUGCAUGAAGGCACUUUACUUGCGAACCACUGCACCCAGGGCCUUCAAACUUCACAUGCUGAUAGUACUUAUUGAGUACAUGACCCCUAUUGACUUUGGGGUCACCAGGUCAAAGGUCAAGGUGCUGCGGGGGCAUUUGUCACCAUUAGUGACAGCUCUUGUUGAUAAAUAGUGUUCAUGUAAUACAAGUUCUAAACAUUUUGAAAAUGAAAAAGUAAUUGUCCAUUUUAAUCAAGUUUCAGAAUUUUAGAAGUAGUCAGUCUUACAGACAUCCAAUCCAUUGCCCUUACCACUGAUUUGAUUGAUUGAGACUUACCGUAUUAUCUGUAUAAUUACUCCAUUCCCUACCCCGUAUCAUUCAUGAGAAGUUUGAUUUAUAGCUGAUACAUUUAUUAGGAUUUUUUUUUAAAAAUAUAAGAAGUUUGGGCGUAGGGGUUUGGUGUGUGUGAAAUUUGGCUCCUGAAUAAAAAGUCCCCUUUUGCAAAAUGUAAUGUCCUGUGUGUAUGUAUUAAGAGUAAUAUGCUAGAUUAAAAAUAUUGGGUACUCGAUACACAAAAUACUUUAGAAGAGUUUUUAUUGUAGGAGAAGGUAUGUCUUUCUUAUAUUACCGGUAUAACAAAUUCUUGAAAAAUAGUUAUAAUUUUCAUAUCUCAGACUCUACAUCCCUAAAUGAUGAUAUAUCUCUUAAUGUUUAGGAUGAUAUAUUGCAGAAUCAUGAAAUUUUAUGAACACUAAUUUACAUAAAUUUCAUAGUUGAUUCAAUCCACCAAAUAAGAUUUUUUUUUUUUUUAAAAAGCAAGUAAUAUUCCCAUUUAAUUUCAUCUUCUGAAUUUUAAAUCCAUGAGAUCAUAUCCACACAAAAUAGCACUUUUGACCAAAACCAUGAAAUUUUAUGCCCCUGAAAUAGGACUUUUGACCAAAACCAUGAAAUUUUAUGCCCCUGAAAUAGGACUUUUGACCAAAACCGUGAAAUUUUAUGCCCCUGAAAUAGGACUUUUGGCCAAAACCAUGAAAUUUUAUGCCCACGAAAUGACACUUUUGACCAAAGCUGAAAUUUUAUGCCCACGAAAUUAAAUUAUUUUACAGUAUUAUGUACACCAAGAUAUACGAGAAAUGAUAUAAUUCAGUAAUGUAUUAUCAAAUUUCCAAGAAAUAUAAAUUGAUACAUUUGUAACAUCUGUUUAUUAGAGAAACAUAUCAAAUUGCUGAUCUGUCAUACUGGAUGUAAAAGGAAAGUACAUUUAUGCAGCCUGUAUUCCCACUGCUUAAUUUGCAUAAAAUUUUUUAUAUCUUAGUUCAGACUUAUUGUACUGGAUUGAGGGUAUUCUAAAAUUGCUCAGUUUCUUUCUUGUUUAUUAAAGAAAGAAGGAUGUCAAGCAUUGUAAAAUCCGCAAUAAACAACGGUUGCUGCACAUGACUGAAAAUGUUAUGAAGUUUGUUUUAUGUCAGAUAACCCAUGAUGUCCAGUUCAUUACAACUUGGAUUAAUUAAAUUAAGCAUAAUUUUAUCAUGAUGUUUUACAGAGCAUGCUAAAAUGAAAAUAAACAAUGCCUUCUUGCAUUUUAUCAUCUGAUUUUUAACAGUUCAUUUUUUCAGAUUCUUUGAUAUCUAACUGUCGGGCAAACACUUAUGGUUAAAUUUCUGCACAUCUAAACUCUGAAAAAUUGUGUUUUACUUAAAUAAAUACACUCAAAAUUGGUCAUAAUGUUGCCAGAAUAAUUCACUUGGGCUAUGCCCUGUAACAGUCUUUUUCAUGUAUUGAUAAUGUUGCAACACAUUUUUCCUUUACAUUAAUGAUUAUUUCUUAAAUAAACCAUUCCAACACCUUGAAUUACCAUGUAAACCAUUUUUUUCUGUAGGCACAAAUAAAAUUCUGCCAAUUAACAUUUUUAUAGCAUUUUGAAUGUACAUACACAUGGGACAUGAAUUAUUGACAGCUGUUUUUCAAGCAACAUUAACUAAGCAUUUUCUGCCUGAUAAAACUUUUGUUUUAUGGUGAUGCAUUGUUUUAAACACAAAGAUAAAUGAGAUAUUAGAUACUUAAUAAGGAAUACUUUUAACCUUCCAAGAAGUACAAGUUUAAGCCAUUUUAAAACUUAUUUAGGCUGUGAAAUGAAAUUCCUUGAUUUCAGUGAUGUGGUGUUGUUGUUUUGUUGCUGUUGUUUUUUGUUGUUGUUUUUUGUUAUUUAAAAAAAUGCAAAUUCUUAGUUCUUGUGAUUAUAUUUUAAAGUGUGGGCCAACAGAUGAAAUAACAUCGUCUGUUUUGCAAAAACCUUUUGCAGGCAAUUAAUACAAAAAUAGAAUGCCUCCCACACUCUUUCACCUGCUGUCAAAGAUAAUAUUACUUUAACAUUUAACUACAUGGCAUUUAAUCAAAAUAUAAAAAUUAUGUUUACCAUUACUUGUUACUUUCGAAAGCAUUUAUAUUGUGUACUGUUAAUUUUAAUAUCAGAGAACAUAGAGAUAGGCCCUAUAAUUUUCAAUGAUAGUAUUACAUUAAAUAAAGUCUAGAAAUUAAUUUCCAAGUCCUUGAAAUAACCAAAAAUGAUUUCCCAAAUGUGAAGUUUAUGAUAGUUUUGUUAAUAUCAAUAACAGAAGUUUUAAUUUUUAAUUUAAAGUUGUGAUCCACAAAGAAUGACAACUCUUGCCUUGGGCUAGUACUUAUAAGUAGAGAUCUAUUAGUUUACUUCCCUUGCAAUUACACAAUUAAGUGGAAAAUGAAAACUGUUUCAGACACAAUAUCAUACUUUUUUGCACAACAAAAUCAUUAAAGAUUUAUUCAUUUGUGUUUGAUUUACCCCUCAAGACAUGGUUCCUAUAAUUCUGUCAACUUACAUAUGGUAAAAAAUUAACUUUUAACAAGCCAAUAAUAAAACGAAGUACCAGUAGGUAAAUUAUAGUGCAGAUAAUACAGUUUUGCUUGUAUCAAAAUGUCACAAUAGAUCCACUUUUGUAAUACAGAACACCUGGUAGGAUUAGUAAAGGUGCAAUUAUAUUGAUCUCUAUUUCCCAUGCCUAGAGAACAUUUGGGAAAGAUAGCAAUCUAAAUAAAUGUAGUUUUGAACAGUCAUAUAAAUGUCAAAAUUAACAUGGAAUACAGAUCUUUUGUUGCAUUUUAUAGCAAAUGCAUAAAAAAAUGAGUGAAAAGCAUGUUAUCCGCCAUCCCUCCACCCCCACAUGGAAAAUCCAUCAAUUAUUAUGAAUUAUUUAAGUUAAACGUGGAAAAAGUGAACUUUGCUCUCCAUCAGUUAUUAUGAUACAUAGACAUAUACAUUAAUUAUUUAGUGCAAGUUGUAAAUGAUUUCAGGUCAGAAAUACAGUCAACCCAGUCUGUAUUGACCUCGCUUGGGGAAUUAAAAAUAAUGGUCUUUGUUGACAAGUGGUCACUCAACACAAGUUUUUUUAAAUUUUCUCUAUAAAUUGUUUAACGGGGAAAAGAAAAUAUCGGCCAUUAUAAACAGGGUUUACAGUAGCAGCCUUUAUUCGGAGGUGGCCAUUAUGGCAGGAUAGACAGUAUUACAUUUUAGAGAGAUACAGUUAGACUUUGCCCCUUUAGAAAAAGUUAUGCCUGUUGAAAAUAUUUAGAGGUAGGUUUUCUACCAUGUUAAAAUAAUUUGUUUCUGAGAAACUGUGUGUAGUUAUACUAUUUCUAACCUCCAAAUUCAUGUUCUUGAGGAAAUGUGAUUAAAGAAAUUAAAUACACAGUAAUGUUCUUCCUGAGAAAUACCGCUUCCCCAGUCAAGGUGACUUUGUGAUACUUGAAAAUUAUGUUGAUCUAUUGUUCCCCUUGUAAAUUUCUUGAGUCUAUAGGAAAUUUUAGGAAAAACUACUUCUUCUACUGUCAAACCUGUAUUAAGCAGCCAACUAGGAGAAUGACACAAACUUUCUGCUUAAGGCAGGUGGCCGGUAAAUACAUUUAGUUGAAAUAAAAAGUCAGUUAGGGAAGUUUGCUUGCUGGUUGCCUAACCUUUAGCCUGCUGACGGCAAGCAAUUUUGCCUUUGCGACGAGUGCAGACCAAGAUCGGCCUGCACAUCCGUGCCUGCACUGUUGGCUAUUCAAUCAGUAUAUUUUCAGUGGACACCCCUUUGAAUAAGAAGUGGUACUGCCCAAAUUGAAUGAUUGACCAGUCCAUUUUAGAAACUCAGAAGGGUAAAGGAACAAGACAAGUGUUUGCUUAAAACAGGUAGUGGCUAAGGCAAUUUCAGCUGUAUUGCCCAGGACUAUUUUUCUUGGAUUUCAAGAUAAAUUUCCCAUUCACAUUUACCUCUACACAUUGAUGUCCCCACAAAUUAACCAUUUUUACUGAAAACACAAAGGUCAUCUUUGUUCAUGUAAAGUGAAAAAUUAUAUUUGUUUUCUGAAAUCUCUGAAAAUAUCUUUAAUAUUCGUAAUACAUUUAUCGACUUUCAUUCCUACACAUUCAUCUGCACAAGUAAUUUUCUUGUGCAUGUCCCAUGUCCUAAAAAUUGAUCAGUUUGUCCUUUGUUGCUAGGUAAAUGAAUAAUUUGUCCUCUGUCUUUUGGAAAAUAAGUUAUCGCUCUUAAAAGCUGUUGUAAUUUUCUUGACUAUAUGAAUGCAAUGCAUGUCACAUGUCCUGAAAAAAGAUCAGUUUGCCCUUCGCUGAUAGGUAAGUGAAAAAUAUGUCUUCUAUCUUUGAGAAAAUAAGUUAUCUUAAAUUUCCUUAACGAUCUUGCCUUACUUGAUAUUGAAAUCACUAUCUCUCUUCAAGUACAGAGAAAAAAAUACACAAAACAGCCUUUGUUUUAAGUAGGUUUUUUUAUACAAAAUUAGUGCAUAGCUCAGUAUCAGAUACUUUUAAUGAACAAUGUCUUUUGAAGUUUAUUAAUUGAACAAUGGUUUUGUUAAGUGUUCAGAAACAUUUCUUUUGUGUGUGGGCCAUCAUAAUUAAGUGUAGAAUUUUACAAGGUUCAGUGAUUUCAAAUUUGUAAAAUAUCAUCCUUUCUCAAAGUGAAGUAAAAUAUUCAUUAUACUUGUAAAUUUUGAAAUUUAGUUUCAAAUAAAGACAAAAUUUAUUAACACAUAAAAAAAGUUUUUAAGAUAUAUUUUAACAAAAAAUCAAUUCUGUUGAUCCUGAGACAAUGACUUGCAUGUACUUUGAUUUGUAUUGGUCAGCUGACUGCCCUUUACCGAAAGAUGUAUGCUUUUAGCUACCAUGCACUUUGUCAUUAUUGAUUGGUGGAUGUUUUAUGUGAACUUGGUAGUGUUAAAUUUACAGGAUCGGCAAAAUCAAUUGUUUGACUGUACCGGUGGCCAUAUGUACAAAUAGCAGUGCAUCGCCAUUUUACAAUAUAACCGUUAUACUGACAAGUAGGAAAUAGAUGUUUGAAAAAAAAAAAGAAAUGGACAGGUAAUUCAAAAAUUAGAGUUUGCUGCCCCUAAUCUACCCAAAAACAGAAACCUUGAAUAUGUACAAAAGAGAGGGGGUGGGGGGGGGGGGUGGGGUUGUUGAUUAAUCCACUGAGCUGUAAGUCUUAAAUUUGUACCGGUACUUAGUUAAUACAGAAAUACUAAAUUUUCUGUCAUAGUUAAAUUAUCACUAUGAGGACCCCAGUGGAGCUUGAACCCGCAACUGCCAACACCUUGACAACUAGAUCAUUGCUACCACAGUUGUCAGUGCGCUGUAAUAUGUUGUAAUGUGGCAAAAUAGGGAUGAAUUUGGCCAAUGGCACCCAGUUUUAUAAAGUUUGGUACUGUAUGUUAGUAUGCGAACAGUCAUGUUCCUAGCGGGCAUGGAUAUUUGCAUGCUAGUCAGGGCUAAUGUGCAAUAUAUUAAUUUUAGUUUCCAGAUAGAAUUAUUUAUUCUUGUUUUUUACCAUUGUGUAUAAUACAUAUCAUGCAUUAUUCAUGUAUUUCUGAAAAUUGAUAUUUUUUGCAGAUGUGGAGUAAUUUUAAAAGUGCAAAGUGCUUUAAGUUCAAAAAGUAUACAUGUAGACAAAGUACUUGAACUAUUUUGUUAAUUUCCGUAAAUCUUUGAAUUUGAACUUUUCACUUAAUUUCUGUAAAUUCUGAAUUUUCACCCUUGCACUGAUGAUUAACGCUGAAGUCUUUAGUUGGGUGUUUUCUAAAAAGAAGAAAUCGUGAAAGAUUUUCAGAAAUUUAUUCAGAAAGUACAAAGCACUUACCGUAAUUUAUUUUCACAAUACUGUUUACUUCCGGAUUGUACUUUUUCAAUAAUUUUGUUUCUUUUUGAGAUUUGUUUGAUUUAUGUAUAUUUGAGCCACGCCAUGAGAAAACCAACAUAGUGGCUUUGCGACCAGCAUGGAUCCAGACCAGCCUGCCCAUCCGCACAGUCUGGUCAGGAUCCAUGCUGUUCGCUUUCAAAGCCUAUUGCAAUUAGAGAAACUGUUAGCGAACAGCAUGGAUCCUGACCAGACUGCGCGGAUGCGCAGGCUGGUCUGGAUCCAUGCUGGUCGCAAAGCCACUAUGUUGGUUUUCCCAUGGCAUGGCUCAUUUCAUUUUAUCUGUUUUUUUGUAACAUCGGAUUAGGAUGAUUUUCAAAAAUUGACCUACUUUAUAUUUCUGAAAAUGAAAAUUUAUGGACAGUAUUUAAUACAGGUAGAACUCAAACAAUAAUAGCAACUAUAGUUGACUGUAUAAUCGAUUGUAAAAUUGUACACCAUGGUGAUAUAAUUGCAAUGUAUUUAACCAUGAGGUUAUUAUAAUAUAUAGUUCAAUUUUCAUGUCAGCAAUGUUAUUGUCAAAAGGGUAAUAUCUCAAAACAGGAGACUGUUUUCAAUAGUACCUAUUUAUAGGUAUGGUCCAAUAUUUGACAUCCAAAUUUGGUCAGUGUUUUUCAGGUCAGCAAUGUUGUUUACAAAGGAUUAUCUCUGUCAUGUGUAGCAACAGUUAGUCAUAUUACCUGAUGUAGAUAAAUUUAGUCACCAUAAUGACCUAUGAUUGUGUCCGGUGUGAUUUUAGACCACACAAAAACAAAAACAACGUAGGUAAAUUACACGUUUAAAGGUCUGGUUUUGACUGUAAAAUAUCAGAAUAUUGUAAAAUAUCAGAAUAUUCAACAAAAUGUUAAUUGUUUGUUAUUAAAUUAUGGUCAAUAAGUGAUCAGUAAUUGCAAAUCUUGAUAAACUUUUGAAUAUUUAUCCUAACUUAUGAAUAUUUAUAUGUCACGCCAUUGAAUAUGAAUUGAUAAUGAUGGUACCUUGUAUUCUGUAAUAAAAUGCAUUAAAAUUGAAAUCAUA